AUGACUUCCACCACUCCUGUUGUCCGCCACGCCCGGCGCGAGGACGUCCCCGCCAUCCUCUCCCUCAUCCGCGAGCUAGCCGACUACGAGCACGCCCUGGACUGCGUCGAAGCCACCGAAGACACCCUAGCCGCAACCAUCGCCUUCGCCCCUUCAGACUCUUCAGUCCUGUCCCCGGGCCCCGACGGCCUCCCCAUAACCGAACCCGUCUCCCCCUCCAAGCCCGCGCGUUGCUUCGUCCUCGAGUCCCCUGCCACAAACGAAGUAGUAGGCAUGGCCCUCUACUUCUACAACUACUCUACCUGGCGGGCGCGCCCCGGUAUCUUCUUGGAGGAUCUGUAUGUCAAGCAGAGCGAGCGGAAGAAGGGGUAUGGCAAGCUCUUGCUGGUGGAGCUGGCGAAGGAGGUCGAGGCUAUGAAGGGCGGUAGGUUGGAGUGGAAUGUGCUGAAGUGGAAUGAGCCGAGCAUCAAGUUUUAUGAGAGCGAGGCGAUUGGUGCCAAGAUGAUGAGUGAGUGGGUUGGUAUGAGGGUUGAUGGGGAGGGGUUGCCUAAGUUGGCGAAGCUUUUGGAUUAA
Messenger RNA from Sordaria macrospora k-hell, 573 nucleotides. RefSeq lists its product as uncharacterized. NCBI's taxonomy places the organism in Eukaryota, Fungi, Ascomycota, Sordariomycetes, Sordariales, Sordariaceae. The record is from RefSeq and is a predicted model, not a curated record. Gene Ontology annotation, biological process: protein acetylation. Gene Ontology annotation, molecular function: N-acetyltransferase activity.